UCUAAGUCUUGAUGAUGAUUAGCCCUACUCGUGCGUACAUGCGUGUAGGCACUGGGCGCGUGCCUUUUUGAAGCUUGAAUUUCCCGGUUAAAUUUCUUGGAAAAAGUUGCUUACCGCGUAAAAGUCAUCGCAGGAUAAAUCAUUCGUUCUUGCACACAAUCAUACCCUUUCGAUCAACUCGUCGUAUCAUCGUCAUACGAACAGGAUCAAUCAAUCAUUAUGAUCAUUCCAGUUCGUUGUUUCUCAUGCGGAAAAGUGAUUGGAGAUAAAUGGGACGCAUACAUUUCUCUGCUCGUACAAGGAGAAGAAGAAGGACCGGCUUUGACAAAAUUGGGAUUACAGAGAUAUUGCUGUAGACGAAUGGUGCUGACGCAUGUUGAUUUGAUCGAAAAGUUGUUGCAUUACAACAGUGAGUACACAGCGAAGUGGAUGGUUGAUUCAACAAUGCUCUCGUUACUCACACAAAUCUUCCUCUUUCUUCCUCCCUUUGCACAGUCCACGAGAAGCGCUCUUCGGCAGCUGCUAUGUAGGCAACCACCUCAUCACCAAAAGAUGAAAGGCAAAGCGGACUGUUCUCUACUGCUUUCGACUCAUCCGCAUCCUCUGUAUUUCUAGGCACAUUCUAAUCACCAUCUGAUCUUCUUUCUUCUUUGCACAUUCCUGCAGCUCAAAAGAAGCCUCGGGUUGCAUCUACCGUUUCAUCGGAAACGAUCUAUUCGAGGAAAAUUAACAGACUCAU
Molecule: messenger RNA, 739 nt
Organism: Meira miltonrushii
Lineage: Eukaryota; Fungi; Basidiomycota; Exobasidiomycetes; Exobasidiales; Brachybasidiaceae
Exons: 2
Coding region: 220-615 (131 amino acids)
Biological process (GO): transcription by RNA polymerase I; tRNA transcription by RNA polymerase III; transcription by RNA polymerase II
Cellular component (GO): RNA polymerase II, core complex; RNA polymerase III complex; RNA polymerase I complex
Molecular function (GO): DNA binding; DNA-directed RNA polymerase activity; zinc ion binding
Source: RefSeq, a predicted model, not a curated record